Molecule: messenger RNA, 4121 nt
Organism: Electrophorus electricus (electric eel)
Lineage: Eukaryota; Metazoa; Chordata; Actinopteri; Gymnotiformes; Gymnotidae
Gene: sack1gb
Product: family with sequence similarity 83 member Gb
Biological process (GO): signal transduction
Molecular function (GO): protein kinase binding
Source: RefSeq, a predicted model, not a curated record
GCGUCAUCGAAGUUCAUGUAAGGAGAACAACUCCUCGCCUCUUCCUGUUCCCCCGAAGUUCCGCAGGUUUGGGAGUGCUCUUGGCUGUAUGAAGUCAUGUUGAACAUGACCUAACUUUGCAGGGUUAGCUAGCUAAACUUUUGUUUGUUUUGCGAAAUCGAAAGGGAUGACGCCUUUUUGCUUGUCGUUUGCUUGUCUCGGGCGACAGGUUGUGGAACUCUAACGGCCCUUUAAUCACCAUUAAGAUCAAAGUGUAGAAAUGCUUUAGUCCGGCCGGCACUCUGACCGAUGGACGUUUGUAGGCCGCUAGUCAUGGAGAGCAAGGCUUUGACGUCGAAAGUGGAAAGUUCGCCGUGGUCCUCGAAACAAUCUCCAUAACAUUCGCGGCGUUACUGGUUGGCAUAGUGGGGAAAAACGAGCCUGUGCGAGGCAUGGGGUUGACUUUUUUGUGCGUGUGUACGCGCGCGUGCGCGGCUUGUGUUCGUGCCUCCUGGUCACGUGAUUGCGGUGUGCCGUACCUGUGGAGGUUUGGGCUCGCGCGUUGUCUUCCCUUACCUGCCGGAUAACUGAAAGCUGAUCUCCGAUUCAGUUGAGUCCAUAUUUCUCGUGUAACAAGCAGGGGACGCAGCAAUUAUGAUAAAACAUCGAUUUAAACUUUAAAAUGACACUUAAACUCUGAACUAUUCUGUCGGAUACUUUUUGACGAUGAUAUGGCAGACUAAACCAACUACGACUGAAUAUGGGAGUAGUUUUGUCUCCUCUGUAAGUAGGCUAACUUUUAAGUAAGAAGAAACAUCGAAGAUCUAACAUUUUUUCGUUUUUUUUUUACACUGACUACAGUACGCUAUUUUACAGGGUACGUUUGGUUAUUUAUUUAUAUUUAUAUUUAGCGUCGGUGUCCUUCACUUUGGCUUCAGAAUGGCUUUGUCACAAAUUCAGUGUCUCGACGAUAACCACGUUAACUGGCGCAUGAACGAGUCGAAGCCUGAGUUUUUUUAUAGCGAGGACCAGAGGUUGGCACUUGAAGCAUUAAUUACGGGCGGACGCGACGCCUUUGACAUAUAUGUCAAGGAGCAUGAGGUCCGUCCUUUUCUGUCUGAGCCGGAGUUGGAGCGACUGUCUCGAUCCGUAGAAGACUACAAACCCGGAUCCGAGAGUCACAAAACGGAUGGGAUAACGGAGGGAGAGGACGGUACAAUGUCAUUGCAGUACUGGCCGGACCGCUCUGACAUAUCGAUACCCGAUUUGGACCUCGGUUGGCCAGACAUUAACGCUUUCCGCGGGGUCACGCGUGUAAACGUCUACAUGCAGCCUCCGGUGGACGGACAGACUCAUAUCAAAGAGGUAGUGAGAAAGACCAUCGCGCAUGCGCAGAAGGUGAUUGCUGUAGUGAUGGAUGUUUUUACAGAUGUUGACAUUUUCAAAGAUAUGUUAGAUGCUGGCUUUAAAAGGAAGGUGGGUGUGUAUAUCAUCAUAGAGCAAUCCACCGUCCAGCACUUUCUCAACAUGUGUGAAAGGGCAGGAAUGCACAAAGGACAUCUAAAGCACCUGCGAGUACGCUGCACUGGUGGUUCUGAGUUCCACACACACACAGCAAAGAAAGUACGAGGCUCGCUGGGUCAGAAAUUCAUCUUUGUGGACGGAGACCGUGCAGUGUCUGGAUCAUACAGUUUCACGUGGACGGCUUCCCGUCUAGACCGCAAUCUCAUCACAGUUCUGACAGGGCAGGUGGUGGAGAGCUUCGACAAGCAGUUUCGUGAGCUCUACUUGAACUCUCGCAGCGUUAACCUGUCCAAGCUCCCGAUGGCUGAACCCCCUGAGCCUGACCCUCCCCCCGUCAGUGUGCCAGUGUCUGUUCCCUCGGCAGCCGUUGCCCGGAAGCUGAUUAACCCCAAAUACGCCUUGGUGGAGACGGCAAGCCGAACCUCCUCGGACCAGGCCAGCCCCAAAAACAGCAACUCCCAGUAUCCUUUGCCCCAGCCUGUGAAGCGCGAGGUUGCUGAAAACCCACCUAUACACCCGGGCCUUGUGGGGCUGCAGAAGGCGGAGCUUAUUGCCUACUUGCCCACCUGGCCGGAGCCCGACCCUCCCAGCGAUGUCAUCGGGUUCAUUAAUAUUCGUGACACCAGUAAGCCCAUGCAAGCGCAUUUGAUGCGAUCCCAGCUGUUUGAGACAUCGCAGCCCAUUCGCUUCAGAGAACCAUUUACGCCUCCCCCUGAGGAGCCUCUGCCGGAGAAGGCGAGUCCUCGACCCAAAGUGAAGCAUGGCAAAGCCAGCACCAACCCACCAGGUGGCCCCACUAAUCCACAGCGGCAACCUGACAUUAAACCACCUUCAGAUGCUCUACCCUCUGCCCCACCUAAAGAGACAUCGCCACCUGCUCUGGAGGUCGCACCCGCCCAAGCAGAGGAUGCAGACCCACAAAUGGUUCCCAACCCCCCUCCACCACAGCAGCUGACCCCUGCCAAACCCACGCAACCAUCCCUGGUCGAGACCCAGACGGAUGGGAAGCCUCUAGCACCACCCGUGCCCAAGCCACGGACUCUACAGGUGGUGGUGUCACCAUCCCAUGGUCUGGAGCCAGUGCAAGUCAGCCUGAUCAGUAAGGACCGGGAGGCCUGCUCUACUGACCCGACUUCUGACUCGAAUGAGGAAGGCAAGGCACACGAUGGGGCGGGGCCAAUGGCUGUUCCACUUCCCGUCUCCUCAGUGACUGUUCCACCUGCAGCGCACACGCUGGUGCGCUUGUGCGUGGAGAAGACCCACGACGAUGACGACGCAGACAGCAUGAAUGUCAUGUGCACGCGGUCGCUGAGAGACAAAGAUGAGAGCUCGACAGCAUCUGAUGAGUUCUACGAGUGCAAUGACUCAGAUGGAAACAGCAUGCAUCCCCGUCUCACUAAUGGGGGCGAAGCAACAGGGGGCUCGGGCCGUGUCAGAGGCCAUGCCUCUAGGCCUGACUUGGUUAACGUGAUGGCACGAUUCUCACAGUCCAUGGUUGACCUACGCCCAGAGACGCAUACCGAGCCAGACACUGCUGAAAGGAACUUUCUGAACACACAGAACAGAUUUACAGGAAAGUUCUAUCAGCCUGUGUCCAGGUCUUCUGCUCAAGAAGUCUACAACAGGCCUAAAGUGGUGAUCGCCAAACCAGGAGUGUUCCACCGCCCUCCCAAAAGCAGUGCCCAUGUGAUUGGAGGCCACAAAUACUGGCAGGCCAAAUUCUAUACAUCGGCACGGCAGCCGAACACAGCGGCCCCGCCUAGCGCGAGCCACGCUAGCCGCUCCCCCCGCCGGCGCGGCUCCCCCUACAGGAGCGGAGAGCUGAAGUCCGGCCGAUCUCUGGUGCAGUGCGUCGAACACGUGCACCCCCUUGCGCCCGCCCAUCGCACACUCACUCACACGCACUCCCUUUCACCCCAGAGGCGAAACGAGAUGCAGACGCCGAUGGGGAUCCCAAUCUCCAAACUGGCCAGCUACAGGAACAUGAUGGGGAAGGCCCCGGGAGUCAUGAGGGGUGUUGGCAUGGGUGACAAAAAGGUAAUGCGUGGGCAGAAGGAGAGUUAACUGUUAUCCUGGAAAUAACAGGAAGCGGAUAGGAGCGGUGGGUGUGAGCGAGUGGACGGUGUAGCACCAACUAACUGUACUUUGAGGACCCACAAUGACAUUCAUAUGUUCAUCAAAUAGAUGCUCUAUGUUGGAUUGUAUUCUGCAGGCAACAGGUGAUAGAUUUGGGCAUGUGGUGAAGGAAACAUUACUGUUAUGAACCAGUCUUUGCUUUACUUUGAAAAAGGUGUAUUGAUGCCAUGAGCAUGGCUGACACCAGAUGAGUGUUGCAGCCUUAUGUCAUUAAUCAUUUGUAUGUAUGUUGCAUUUCUUGUGUAGCUCACCUGGUAGAACAGGUAGCUCAAGGUGUUAGUGACGCCAAGGUCACAGGUUUGAUCCCCAGGGAGCACAUGUACACUUAUACUGUUAAAUAGGCAAGCUGCUCCAAUUAAGAGCAUCUGCCAAAUGCUGUAAAUAUUUUUUUUUUUUUUUGAGUGAUUCCUGGUCCUCUUUACCUGCUGACGAAAUGUAUUGGAACUAGAGGGCCAAAGUAAUAAACUUUUUUUGUAAGACUC